Molecule: messenger RNA, 1887 nt
Organism: Varroa destructor (honeybee mite)
Lineage: Eukaryota; Metazoa; Arthropoda; Arachnida; Mesostigmata; Varroidae
Source: RefSeq, a predicted model, not a curated record
UUAGUUACACAAAAGAAUGAGUUUUAAUAGCGAUGCUUUUUGUUAUUAGAAAUGGACUAGAGACGUACAAUUUAUGUUGUCGUGAUCAUUUGUAUUUACCGCAAUGCACCGUAUGAAAUGAGCAUUCGAUUAGAGAACACGCCAAAUGCAAACGAACGAACUUUUGUGCAGGAUCCUGAUGUCGAGUAUACCUUCGUCAAAUUUGUCUCCAGAACCGCUCUCUCUAGAAGUUCGUGUUGUGCUCCAUUGGUUCAUACUGUGGUCGACUGAGCAGCGUUCCAAAUUCCUGAAUCAUCUCAGAGGCUUCUACGUACCGAGAUCACCUGCAUUAGAACUGUGCGAAAAGCUAGACCUUCUGUGGACUACAUCGGAAUCUUCUGACACAUUUCAGUGCCAGAUGCAGCAUCGCGGGGUCUUGACGCCUCAAUCACAACUCCUCUAUGUCGUGCAAUGGCUUGGUGAAUUUAGCGAAAUCGAAAAGGAUGACUUCCUGCAAGAACUGCUUGAGCUCUACGCACCUGGUCAGCUGCCGGUCGGCCAAGUUCUAAAAAGGGCCAAGUUUGAAGAUCGACCUCCAAGUCUGUUCCAGUGUCGGAUGGAUCUUCUCAAAGAAUGGUACGAAUCGUGGAGUUCUGAGGGUGAGAAAGAGGAACUAUUAUUUCGGAUCAGCGAAGCCGAUUCCGAGUUCUUCGAGCGUUUUGACAAAUCUCGUUUACUUCCGAACGAAGAGAAGGUGGUAGAGGAGUUUUGGAUCCGAAACGGAAGCUGCAAUGGCAAAGUCGAUGAUAUUGCAAGUUAUAACGGACAUGCGGCACCUGACAGCGAAAAAAAGCCCGUCGAAGAAGACAAUUUCGAGCAGCAGCCUAUGAUUUAUGCACCCGCUACCUAUCGGCUCGAACAUGAUCAGCUAAGCAACAGCACGAGCGGAAGCUGUUUAAGCAACGACUUACAGGCAAAAUUGGAAAACUGCUCAAACCUUUUCACAGAAAAUACCAGUAACGAACCGGAAGUAAAUAAUGCCUCGGUUAAAGAAGAGACGCGUGAAUCAGAUGUCGAAAAGUCACUAUUGAUACCGUUAGACAUACCAGAAUGGAAGCAAUCAGAGCUCAGUCAAGAACAGAACGAACAGAUUAAGGAGGCCCCCUCAAAGCCCGAUUCAGCUCAAGAUCUGAGUACCGUAGGCGGUGUUAGUGUAGAAGCGGCCAUAGCUGAGCAAGACGGCGUAGUUGUGGCUAGUAGUCAGAACGGCUCUACGGAGCCAUUGGAGUUACAAUAAACACUUGAAAUAGCUGAUUUGAGAAUAACACAUAAUUAAGAUAUACUAGAUGAUUGUGUGUCUGCCGCCAUGGACGCUGGCGGCCAGCAAAAUUCUAUGCUGUUGGAGAUACAAGCAUACAAUACUAAAGUAUGACAUAGAAUGAGAAAUUCAUAUUUUCCAUAUGUCAAAAGAACGACACAACGCAGCUUCAAUUUCAAUUGCUUCCUCUCAUGCGUAAGGCUUUAUUUUAAUUGUCUUUGCAUAACUCAGUGAAUGUUAGUCAGUUGUUUGUUUCCUUCGUAUUUAUGAUGAUUGAGCUAUGUGUUAACGAGAAGGGGUGGUUAUUUUAGGGGCGUUUGUCAGCUAUUCGCCUGGUGAGCUGCGAUAUCAACAUAUGAAAUAUAUACAUAUAUGUCAAAAAUAUUAAACCGCAUACAUUAUUAUGACUACGAUAUCAUAUGUAAGGCGCGAAUUAAGCUGUCGGUAAGGGCCACAGCGGACCUACAUAACGACAAAUGGCGUUGACUCAUAUUCCGACGGCAGCUAAAUUCAUUCCGACUAUCCUUACUAGCUUAUUGUAUAGAUAUACAUUGAAAUUUCUAAGUCAAUAAAACUAUGAAUAAACGGAA